ACUUACUUUGAUUCUUGGCCCCUCUGAUACAACAUUCUCUUAAAAUACUGCCUGAGGUGUGGUUUUGGGUUACAUUCGCGUUUUAUCUGUUCAGUCGUAUUGGCAGGAAUAAAGCGACUUGUUUCUGUUGUACUUGAGUCUUAUGAAAAGGUGCCCAUAGUUUAGCGACAGUUUCCAAAGGCUUUAGUACCACCUCUAUUACAAAAUGGGGGACCCAAACUCCCGGAAGAAACAAGCUCUGAACAGACUUCGUGCUCAGCUUAGAAAGAAAAAAGAAUCUUUAGCUGACCAGUUUGACUUCAAGAUGUACAUUGCCUUUGUCUUCAAAGAUGAGAAGAAAAAGUCAGCGCUUUUUGAAGUGUCUGAAGUGAUACCAGUCAUGACCAAUAAUUAUGAAGAAAAUAUCCUGAAAGGUGUACGGGAUUCCAGCUACUCUUUGGAAAGUUCUUUAGAGCUUCUGCAGAAGGAUGUAGUACAGCUUCAUGCACCCCGCUACCAGUCAAUGCGCAGGGAUGUGAUCGGCUGUACCCAGGAGAUGGACUUCAUUCUUUGGCCUCGUAAUGAUAUUGAGAAGAUAGUCUGUCUCCUGUUUUCCCGAUGGAAGGGAUCUGAUGAACCCUUUAGGCCUGUUCAGGCCAAGUUUGAAUUUCAUCACGGUGACUAUGAAAAACAGUUUCUGCAUGUUCUGAGCCGAAAGGACAAGACUGGAAUUGUUGUCAACAACCCUAACCAGUCAGUGUUUCUCUUCAUUGACAGACAGCACUUGCAGACUCCAAAAAACAAAGCUACAAUCUUCAAGUUAUGCAGCAUCUGCCUGUACCUGCCACAGGAGCAGCUCACUCACUGGACGGUUGGUACCAUAGAGGAUCACCUCUGUCCUUACAUGCCAGAGUAAGGUACUGGCCAGCAAAACGGGGAAGAUCACAGAAUGCAGCAGUGGAUUUUCACUUUCCUCACCACUUUAUUCUUUCAGAAUUCAGAAGAAAAUGGACUCAUAUUCAGAACACUAUACAUUGUGAAACUUGAUCAUCCUGGAUUUUUUUUUAUCAUUUGUUUCUCAGAACUUUACAAUUUUUUUUAGGUGUUUUCUGCAUGGACCUUGUGAAAGAGAGGAUGCUCUGCACGUGUUUGCACUGCAUCAGCAUCUUACUAAAAUGUGAAAUGAAGGGACUGUACACUGAAACAAAUGUAUCUGAAAGCACAAGGUGAUCAUUUGUGGUGGUGUUCCCAUUUGUGCUGGUCAUGCCCUCUAACAUCUAUUAAUGUUAACCAUCAGUAUUUGAAGGGUGAGAAGUGAAUGUAACAGGUAUAAAAGCCUUACAGCUUUGCUGUUAGAGAUUGUGUCAAAGAGCACUAUAAUUCAUUUUAAUGAACAGAAAAGUGGCUAUUAUAAUAGAAAGUAAAUGUGGGAAAGAAAUCUUUCUUAAAAAAAAAAGGCAUCUCAUUUAAUAUGUAGGCAUUUUUUGCCUCCUUUAUUUUGCUGGGCCAUGUUUGUUUACUGGCACUUUUGUCUUGGAUCUCUUUCCCCAAGUUGCUGUAUAACUGUAUGAAAGUAUUCUUUUGAGUUGGAUACAUUUAUACAGAUGAGGCAGACCUGGAGUCUGAAGUAGCUAAAGCAGCUAAAAAUAAAGGAAAAUAAUAGCUGCAGAAACAAUGUUGGUAGAGGAUUAUUUUUUUUUCUUGAGAGUUGAGACUUCUAAACUUGCAGGUGAACUGUGCAGGAAAUACUGGUUUCUAAAACAUUUCUUAUGGAAAACCCAUUGAGGUUUUUUUCAUUUGGAAUAGACAUAAAACAAUGUAAAAUAGUGUUUGGAGUGUCAAAAGUUGGUUCUGACAACAUUUAAGAUUGUGCAAUGAUAAAAGGAAGACUACUGUAAAGUUUUGAUGACAAGGCUCUGCUUAAGGGUUAAGUACUUUACUGGAGUAAAACUGCAUAAACCUGCUCCUUUUGGAUAAAACUAGUGCUUACCUGUUUAAAACUUGUAUUUAGCUUUUGUUUGGAAUUGGAAAAAAUUGGAACUUAAAUAAAUUAGGUGACAAAUGA
Chaetura pelagica (chimney swift) is the source of this 2044-nucleotide messenger RNA. RefSeq names its product chromosome unknown open reading frame, human C6orf62. Bases 206 to 895 code for a protein of 229 amino acids. The record is from RefSeq and is a predicted model, not a curated record. The transcript has 5 exons. Lineage: Eukaryota; Metazoa; Chordata; Aves; Apodiformes; Apodidae.